AUGCCCACUGAACUUAUCACUUAUGAGCAGAACUUCUCUUCUGGUGUAGAUGCUGAAAACGACUACCCUCCUUUGGAUUCCGGCAUGGGCAGUUUCCAAGUUUCUGAACUUGAACGUCAAGGUGAUUCACAUAAGCGUUCGAAUGAUGAGAUAUCGGAGCUCCGAGACGAAACUCUUAACGGCAGAGAGAAAAAACUACGACAAUCGGAAAGCAUUUCGAGGAACAGUACAGGGAAUGCUCAAGUUGAAGCAAUCCCACAUCAUAGCAUUAACGUAGAUCAAAGCGAUAACCUUCUGAGUGAACAGGAGAACCCAACUAAAGUGUAUCUGUAUGACGAUCCUCAUUUAGAGAAUGAUCCUCAGCAGCGGCAGGAGGAAUCUGAUGCGAACGGGAUCAUGGAAAAGUUAACUGAUGAUAAUAGCAUGAAGCAGGUCUCCAAUGCUAAGACUUCCCUAGAAACUGCACAAUUUCUCGAAACUUCAAACUCGAUGGAACUUCAGCGGACAAAACCGCAUGAUAUGAAUAUUAUAUCUCCCUCUGAGCCUUUAGAGCAACCCUUUUACGUUAAUGCCAAACAAUAUUAUCGUAUCCUAAAGAGAAGAUAUGCUCGUGCUAAACUUGAAGAAAAUCUAAAGAUUUCAAGAGAACGCAGGCCGUAUUUACAUGAAUCUAGACAUAAACACGCUAUGAGAAGACCAAGAGGACAAGGAGGAAGAUUUUUGACUGCUGCAGAGAUGGCUGAAAUGAAAAGAAAAGAAGAAGAGGGUACAGACAAUGAUAGUUUUCUGCAGGAACAUGUACCUAAAAUGAAUGUUCUUCCACAGCAAUUGCCUGGGCCUGUCAAAGAUAAUAACAAUGAAAAGUCAGACGAAAAACCUGUGGCUAAAGAAGCUUCUAAUUGA
Messenger RNA from Kluyveromyces lactis, 903 nucleotides. RefSeq names its product transcription activator HAP2 (gene HAP2). The record is from RefSeq and is a predicted model, not a curated record. Gene Ontology annotation, molecular function: DNA-binding transcription factor activity, RNA polymerase II-specific; RNA polymerase II cis-regulatory region sequence-specific DNA binding. Gene Ontology annotation, biological process: regulation of transcription by RNA polymerase II. NCBI's taxonomy places the organism in Eukaryota, Fungi, Ascomycota, Saccharomycetes, Saccharomycetales, Saccharomycetaceae. The transcript has a single exon. Bases 1 to 903 code for a protein of 300 amino acids. Gene Ontology annotation, cellular component: CCAAT-binding factor complex.